CGUGAGUUAUUGCAGAAGAAAAGAAUGCAUAAAAAAGAUUACAAGGACUCUCACGCAAGAGUCUGCUUGAGUAGACUCACGCGACUUUUGGAUAUGGACAUUCUUGAGGACUUACAGCAACUUGAAUAUACGGGAAACGUAACUAGAAAUCUGGAGAUUGUAACGACUGUGAAACCUCACCGGAGCUUUUUUUCCAAAUCAACGGAAAAACUAAACAAAAUAAUGAGCAGAAAAGGUGCGUAGUUUUUUUACUUUUUAAGUUGGUCCUCGAUGAAUAGGUAUGUCCUUCACAAGUUUAGAAUGAUUUUGCGUUCAAAGUAAGUGACAGAGCUGAUAACCUAGCUUUGCGUUUCUUUGGGAUGAUCCGGAUCAGGAUCAGGAAUCCGAGAUCAAUCGGAUCAAGUGGCAUCAAAUGAACCGAUGAGUUUUUACACUGAGUGGAUUCACCGGUUCCUUUGACAUUUCAUGAUCUGAUUAUUCGAAUUAGUUUGUGGUGCGUUCCAUUGGGAUGAUUUGGAUCAGGAUCAGUGAUCUGAGAUCACUCAGGUCAUAGCACAUCAAGGUAACUGACAAAUCCAUCCUUGGAAAGAUUUGUUGUCGGUUCAUUUAGUUUGCUAUGAUCCGAGUGAUCCUUAUCCGGAUCAUCCUAAAUGGAUGCAUUCCAUGUUCACACCUAGGGCCUAUUCUCGAAAGUCCUGUAACUUUUUAUUUUUGCCAUGUUUGCAUUCAAGAUCACAGUUUCAAUAAUUUUGAAAAUGAUACUAUGAAACUAUCAGUUAAAGUAGCUAGGAACUGUACUUGCUACUAUACAACAGGUUAUGGUUUUUAAAAUUUGCCUUUGGGCUCAAAAAGUUACAGGGCAUUUUGAGGAAAGGUCCCCUGGUGUUGGCUCAGCAGGAAGAUAUGGAUACAUGUGUGAAUUAGCAGUGACGAUUGCCUUGGAACUUAAGCCCAGUCCUCACUAGUGACGAAAACUCAAGCAUUAGUAUAAUCAUAAGAGUAUAAACAUAAUGUAAGCAUGAGCCUAAGAAGUGAUUUUCUUGUGUUCAUGCUUAUUAUGCUUGUGUCAAGGCGAUCCUUGUUAGCACAUAAGCUCCUAAUGUUCACACUUAUGCUUAAGCUUGCGUUCCUAGUAAGGACCAGGCUUGAAAGAAAACCGAGUUUUAAGACUUUGUUCUGAUCUGUACCUGAGUCCUGUACUGUGCCCAAAUUCUGAACUGUACUCAGGCCCAAUACCGUGCCCAAAUUCUGGUGUGUGUGCCUGAAAAAAGGGUGGUUCACAUUAGUGCCCAGGUAGCACUGUAUUUGGGAAACAUAUCAAGUAUGAACAUACCAUACCAAUACCCCACUGGGUACUAAUCCAAAAUAUUAUUUGGGUGAUAAUUAAGAAACCAUUUUAAUAUCAUUUUUGUUUUCUUUGUUUGACAUUUUCGUGUUUAAGGUUUCAAGACAAAGUAAAAUAAAAAGAAUGUGAAAAAACUUCCAAUGUUCAAAGUUUUGAACCUUCAAAUUCUUUGUUUUUUGUUUUGUUUUUGUAACCAUGCAAAGAUGACUUGCGUGAUGAACUGAUCAAUGUCAACAUCCCCUCCCUGAGAAUACCUGAUGUAAACCUGUCCCAAAAAAGUUCAAAUGUAGAGUGUACCACUAGAGAUUUGAGAUACUUUACAUGAAAGGUUUAUGAUCUACCGGUACCUAGUUAAAAAACGUGCAACAAAUAUCAAAAUAAAAUACAACACUGGUAAGUCAUCUACAUGUAUCUCCUAGGCAGUAAAACACACUUAUAAUAAUAUGCAUCUGGGUGCCAUGUAAAUGGCGUUACGUGUAGUUACUGUCAAGGAAGGCACUCUUAGUAUUUUGUCUAAUGGAAACUUAUCUUUUGCAAGCAAGUAUUACCUGCAUUCUAAUUUCAACAUUCAAGGAGUUACUGUUUGUUAAACAUAAAAUGUAAUAAGUUAUUUGUAACCAUAAUGAUUUUUCAACAGGGAACCAUAAAAUAUUUGGCCAUUCCCUAACGGUGGAUGCUGUACACAGAAUUUCGACACUUAUUGUUUUCUUAAAGUCACGUGAGUUUAGCUGUCUUUUUUAUUAAAUAAUCAUGCAAUUUAUUAUUGUGGACAGGUACACAGGAUGCAAAGAAAGUCAGUUUUACAGCUUGCCAUUUAGACAAGCUGUAGCUAGCAUAUACAUGUACUAGCCAUACUAACUAUCAUAAUUCAACAGUUGGGCAAGUUAAGAACAGAAUUCACUAGCCCAAUAGUAAAAUCAACCAGCUCUGGGCUGUCGGACACCACUUUCUUUGCAUGCUGGGUCCAUCCUUGCCAUUACAUACAUGAACUGGCCAUCAGCUUAUUAAGUAUUGCAGAAAAUAAAGUCCUCAGUGAAUUUUUAUGUAUAUACAUAUGUACUGUUAAAUUCUCCUCUUGUUUCACAAGAAAACACAAGGAAAUUUGGUUGGAGAAUCUUGUAGUUAGCCACCCUUUCAUAUCUUUUUUUUUGUUAUAUCUUGUACUUGGUAUUAACUGGAAAAUUGGCAGAUGCUCUUUAUUCAAAUGACACUAGAAGAUGUACAGAUUAUCUUGAUAGAGGAGUUAUUCAUUAUCAGAAAAUCUGGCAUGAAUUAAGUUGGCCUUUGGAUAAGCUGAUGAUCAAAUUGGCCUAGAAAAGUUGCUUUAUAGACAGACAAAUGGAGGAGCAAAAUCAGAUGAAUUUUACCUCUGAAAUAUUGAUUGUUCUGGUUUCACACCAGAGAACUUGUCCAGGGAAAACUGAAAAUAUCAGACCCAAAGGAUGUUGAUUACAGUAUUUCCUGGAGGCAGAACUCUGCAAAUUUGUGCAUUUGGGAGUCUACAAUCUUAACCCACUACUUGAUUAGACUAGAUUCCCAAAUCUCUUGGCUCAGACAAGACAUUUGCAGAAUUCCAGCUUUUAUUCUACCAGAUCAAUAAUAAUAUUAUUGUUGUUACAUUCAGCAACGCAGGUUGCUGACCAUACUGGGUGUUCAAAUUUAUCAAAUUUAUCAAAUACAAAUACCAUACCUCACUGGAAAAUACACAGCCAUAAUACAGCCAUUAUUUUUUGAUAGUGUACCUGUAGUCAGUAAACUUUAAUUACUGGUAACGGAUAGUAAGAAGCUUGUAGGAUGUACGGCCAUUCAGUCAUUUUUUUUUCAGAUGUGAGCAAGGAAGGCCUAUUCAGGGUAUCAGGCAGUAAAAAAAGAGAGGAAGAGUUAAAAUCCUUGCUUGAUAAAGAAGAGCAUGUUGACUUUGACAGUGGUAGAUUCACUCCCCAUGAUGUAGCAUCUGUUCUGAAGAUCUUUCUUGGUGAUCUUCCAGAACCACUCCUAACCCAUGCACCUCAGGAUGCUUAUCGCAAAAUCACAGGCAAGUUUCAUGCGUUCAAUAGUCUUUUUAAAUAAAAGACUGUAUAUUGUCUUAUUCUUUGAGCUACUUUAACUGGUUGUAAGAAUUGUUGUAAAUUAUUGUGUUAUUGGUCUGCCUAUUUUUUAAACUUUUAUUAGCUUCAUUAACAUGGUCACCUCAAAAAAAUUAUGUUGUGCUGGUUUUGUGCCAAACUAGCAUGUGACCUCUGGCUCUCAUGCAAAAAUGUUCCUUAUUAGUUAUAAUAUCUAUUUCAGUGGCUGAAUGCAUGGCAAGUGAUGGAUGAGAAACGGAUAGCCAAGCCAUAUGAAACAGAACCGCCAUACAAACAAAUGGCUGAAGGACAUUUUUGAAGGAUGAGGUCGAAUGGCUGAAUGGCUAAAGAAAAUUAUUUCCUGGCCACCCAAAGGCAAAACUUAGUCACCAGGGGCCAGCCCUGUAUUGACAACCCGCUAUUAUUCUUAUGGCUGUUUUUAUCAUAACAUUAACUGCCUACACUUCCCAAAAUACCAGAAGCCUCGUGAUUUUUUUUAUCUUAAUUUGUUGUUGUUAUCAGGAGAAUCUCUUUUAUUGACAUUGCAAAACUGCUCUCUCUUAAUUCUUGCUUUUAGAAAUCCCCAAUGAUGAAUCUGAGGCCAAGCUGAUUGAAGCAUUACAGCUUCUGUUUCUUUUGGUACCACCUCAAAACAGAAUUCUCCUACAGCAGUUGUUGGGGCUUCUCAACCUGGUUGCUAAGAAUGCUACUAGUAAAAUGACAGCCCACAAUCUUGCUUUGGUUUUUUCACCUAACAUAAUGGACUUCAAAAAGGUGCAAUUCAUUUUAAAACUUACAGAGGCAAUCAUUAUUACAUGACACAUGUAAGAACUUGUGAUGAGGAGUUACAGGCAUCAUUUUGCACUUGAUUCUCAGAUUGGUUCAGAAAUGCAUACUGAUUUAAAAGAUCUGAUCUUUGAAUUGAUGGAUACCUUGAAUUUGGAACUGUGCAAUAUUAUUUACCCAAUUGUAUUUGUGUUUUUUGUCAGAAAAUAACUUGUCUAAGCCAGUUUCCUGAGGACAUACCAGACAUGCAGAAACUGGUCACUUCCAUGAUUUGCCAUGCCGAAGAACUCUUCAAGGUUUACUCAUAAUUAGUUACAUUGAGUGACAUUCAUGCUUCUAGACAUCUCUAAGCUGCCAUAUAACGUGUAAUGUUCCGUUUAUUUUAUAAACACAGUCAAUGAAAUUCGAAUCCAUUUUGCUUUAAAAAUUUGCUUGCUUGAAUAGGUGUUAUUUAUUAUGUAAGGUCAUAAGAAUGGUGAUCAUUUCAUGUGUUAACUUCAACAUAAUAUGUUAUUUUCACAUGUGAAAAUAUCAUGUUUUCACACUUAAGCUCACCUGGUUCAUAUUUGCUGUUUACAUAAUAAUAAUGAUAAUGAUAAUGAUAAUGAUAAUGAUAAUGAUAAUGAUAAUAAUAAUAAAAUAGCUAUUGCUUAGAAAAGAAUGCAUGGGUUGUUUCAUAAACUGUACGUUGGAUAUUUAGAGUGAAUAGUUAUGCAGUAACGUAAGACUUGUAUAAAAAUUAUGUAGACUCCUAGCCUGUGCCAGGCAUUCAGAUAGUAGGAAGUAGUGCAUAGUAAAAAGGGGCACAAGAGAGGGAAAUAAAAAAAUUCCACUAUUUUUUUACUUCGUGCUGCUUUCUACUAUCUGCGUGCCUGGAACAGACUCCUACAGGUCAGGAUCCUGGCUACAACACUGGUUUGCUUUACUGGCAAAGCCAAGCAUGGGACUUGGCUGGUUGCUGAUGCUCUUAUUUGCAUUUUAUAAUCAGGGCUGUAACUAAGGACCGAGGCCCGGGGAUUUCCCCCUGUUACUAUGAGCAUGACUCCCGGCUAUUUUUAAUAGGAAACAAAAGGAAAAUGAGACCAAAAGAACUCCCUUUUUCUGUUUAGAUGAACCCCACCUACUGACCCACUGCAUAUACCUGGCAACUUGAAAUCUUAGUGACAACCCUGUAUAAUAGUUUUGGCAUUGACACAACAUGGGUCCUCUUAUCACAGGUUUAACUGUACAUAUAAUCCUAUUCUAUUCAAUGUUAUUCUCAAUUCUAUUGCAGACAAAAUCCAUAUAAUACUUCUCCGUAUUUGUUUGAGUGAUGUUGUUGAGCCAUCCAGUUCUCUCUACCUCUUGUGCACUGGGUUAUUAUUGUUGCGUUUAUAACACCUGAUUGACUGAUGAAUGUGCUUUUUACAGAUUCCAAAUGGACUUUUAGAAGACAUUGAUGCAGCAGAAGCAAUUGUUCAAAAGGGAAGCGUGAGUUGGUUUUAACUGACCGAAAGUAUUACAAUUUUUUAACCCUAAAUAUAGCUGGGAAUUUACAGCUAGUCAAGGCUUACAUAAUUUGACCUCUAAAUAACGAUCUCUAAAAUCUUCAUACAUACCCUUAUAGUAUUUCUGUUAUGCAACAACGAUUUUCACUUGUGAGCUUGGAGUAACUGUGCUCAAGCGACUUCUCCAGACAAAAACAAAAAAAUGAAUAAAAAGGAAAAUCAAGGGCUUUCAGUUUGUAUUUCUGUUUUCUACAUGCUUUACUUGACACCUUCCCUUUUUCCAUCCCCAUGUUAUGAUUUACACUUUACCGGAAUGCCCGUCCCAUUGCCUCUUCCUUCUCUACAGUUCUUCCCUAUGCUAAUUAAGUAUCAAGAAGGCCAGGAGCCCCAACCCCCCCCCCCUCCCCUCCUAAAAAGGCCUUAUGGGGCAGUGUUUUUGUUUGGACUUUAUAAAGAGUCAUUGGGCUGAGCGUUCUAGUCAGAUAUUCUUAGGCUUCCUCACGCAAAGAACGUGACACAGCCCUGAGAAGCGUCUGUGUAGGAGGCUAGCUAAGUAGUUAACCUUUUUUACGUCAUUUUAACCCAACAGGAGGAACUGCCGGUCACGCGCACAUUUUGUCAGCAGAUGCAUCAAACCGUCCAUAAACAAACCGUUCAACAAACAACGACUGAGGCUUUAAUACAGCUCUACAACCAUGUGAUUGACUUGCCUGAUGGACCUGUUAAACAAAAGUUCAUGCAAAGGGUGAGAAUAACAAGUAACUUUCAUUAAAAUUCUGCAGUUUUUAAUGGUUUUAGAUGUUCACAUAAUUUCUUAAAAUUUCUUUGCAGUUUCAGAAAGUGCAUCCCGGUACACCUCCUUUUGUUCCUCGUUCCAAGGUUUGAUCUUUUUGAUACCUUUGGCAUGUUUUUUUGUAGUUCGUAUGUGUUAGGUAGACUUACCCACAAGUGGAGCCCAAUUUGUACCAAUUUGUACCGAGUGCGAAGCGCGAGCAGGAGAUUUUUUGUUUUCUGCGGCCAAAGCGUGCGAAAGAGCGGGAGCUCGGCCUACUAAGAAACGGUAUUUAUAGGUAGAAUAUCUGGAUUAGUACACUCUUUUUUCCUAUAAGAAUAUUGAGGCUGAAAUUUGCAAAAUUUUAAGAAUAUUUUAAGAAUAAACGCGAGACUGAGAAUUUGAAAAUUUUUUUAUAAAUACAGCACAAUUUAUGUUUUUAGCUUAACCGUAGAAAAUUAUUCCUUUUACUAUACGGUAAGAACACUGGUGAUUGAAACCCCAGGAAAUACCAUAAGCUAUAAUUUAUAAUUAAGAAUAAUUUAAGAACAUUUUCAGCCUUAAGUCGAUAGCAAAAUAAGAAUAUUUAGCCUGUCCGGAAAAACAGUAUUCUUAUAUAUAAAAAGAGUGUGGCCGAAAGGUCAUUCUUUGUCCGAGUCGCCUGUGUUGCUGACUGAGAAAACAUCAUUCUUAGAACAGAAAAGGUACACACAGUACUUCCGAGAAAAGGUAGGAAAAAUUGCUCCAUGGACCGCGAGGGCCAGCCAGGAUUCCUGCUUUUCCCCACGAAGAUUUCCGGGUUAGUUAAAGGAGCAAAAAGAACAGCAACCACGGGAAUUCGGGUCCAGAAUUAAAUUUAUCGCAGAUGGGAUUGGGAAAAAAUGGUGGAUGGGAUAGUAUGAAAUGUUGAAAGAAAAUUUAAAAAAAAAAUCAUGACGAUGAAUUAAAAGUAAGAAAACAUGUAACGCUUUGUCGUUCGUGUCUCAGAUAAACCCUGUAAACCAAAUGGACGUUUCCACGCCAGUGAAAUCAACGGGAAAACCAAGCGCUUUAAAAAAUGCCUCACAGUCACCUAUCACAGAGAGAUACACAGCAACAAGUACGCCAACGAUGAUCAAAAGAGUUACAUUUGAUGUUGUUGACACCCCAGAUUCCUUGUUUGGUCGCGCACCUCAGUACAAAGCCACUCCCUUUCUGUCCAGAAGAACAAUAAAAACACCUUCAGGUGUGAUGUGUUCGCAAAAGACUCCACAAAGCAACCAUAAACGAAGAAGUUUAUCGCCGUCCAGUCCGGAAGAUUUGCUUUCAACUAGAAAGGAUCCUAGGGUGUCCUCAGUUCUUACUCCAAGAAACAGUGCAGCAUUUAACACCCCAUCGGGUUUCAUGAGUGCAGCUUUGGACUUCUCUUGUGAUGAGGUGUUUUCCACCCCUGCAAAGAUACGACGCAGUUCUCCUCCCAAGAUGAGGCUUUCGGAUAAUGAUCAUUCGGUAAGUAUCUAAUAGCAUAUAAUUUUGACAUGUAAUUGUAAAUAGGAGUGAAAUUGCGAGAGUUGAAGACUACGCGCGUGUGAGCUCCAGAGGACCAGAUUUCUCCUCCUCCUCGUAGGCUGAUCUUGAGGUCGAAUUGCACCAUGGAACGUUUUUGGAGACGCCAUCGCUCAUUUUAUUGGCUCAGGAAACUGGGUCAGCAUUCGUUCCCCCAAACAGUCCCACAGUGCUGUUCUUUAUCCCAGUCUCUUGUGCAACCUCAAAGUGUCCAAUUAGAUCUCUUUAAAUAGAAUAGAAUGAUCUUUAUCAUGCUUUUGACGAUGUACAUGGUUGAUAUUACAGUCUAGUAGGUUUACAUACCAAUACAACAUUUAAAUCAAAUUUAAUGAAAAUAAUGAGCAAAGCUAGGAAGCUAAAUGAACCAGUUGGCCUGAUUGGUCAAUUAAAUCUUGAUGUUAUUGGUCGCUUGUCGGCUGAGCCGUGAUGUUACUGGUUAUGAAGACUCGAAAUUUCAUUGAUCUGUUACGAUCCGUCCAUUGUACAGUUUUUAGUCAAAUUAUCCGUUGUCGAGUCAUUCUACCGUAGUUAGUUUAGCUCGAGUCCAGUGUCAACAGUAGUCCGAUUCAGGACUACGUUUACCCGGACGAUCAUUCCCAACUUCCUUAUGAAAUGAUUCCUGGGUUCAAACUUUUACGUCACAGUUUUACGCCAUCUUUUGGUACUUACACAAUAAAGGGGUGCGUAUGUGCGUGUAUAAGCAUGAUUACAUGAAGUACAAUUUCCCUUUUUUUUUCCAGAUGGAAGAGUUUUACAUAUGAUGUAACAGUUUAGCCUUACUUGGAUGAACAGCCAUCUGAUAUCAGACGGCUGAUAGGUCUUGGUAUCAACUCGAUAGACGGAACUACACAGGGAUUUCAGCGUGGCAGAUUUCCCCUCAGUUCCCGGGACUACACUGUUUGAAAAACUAUUUCCAUUUGUUCGAACGAGUGCGGAUUAUUGGUUUUAGCACCUUAAUCGGCUCCUGGUUUUACUUAUUUUUGUGUUUAUUUAAGUCUCAGAAAGUAAUACCGGUGUUAAUAUUUAAAUUUAGGUAUCCUUUUGUACUAUAAUAGGCCUUUAUACUAUGCGUAAAUGUACUUUACCGUCUGUUCUCCACACCUUGUAGGUUUAUUCAAUAUUUAUUUAUAUAUUUAGAAGUUA
This is a messenger RNA of Porites evermanni, 9144 nucleotides long. The record is from the annotation of a GenBank genome assembly. Lineage: Eukaryota; Metazoa; Cnidaria; Anthozoa; Scleractinia; Poritidae.